Elgaria multicarinata webbii is the source of this 3132-nucleotide messenger RNA. It is a transcript of the gene XPNPEP1, whose product is annotated as X-prolyl aminopeptidase 1. The coding region runs from base 183 to 2054 and encodes 623 amino acids. The transcript has 21 exons. The record is from RefSeq and is a predicted model, not a curated record. Gene Ontology annotation, molecular function: metalloaminopeptidase activity. NCBI's taxonomy places the organism in Eukaryota, Metazoa, Chordata, Lepidosauria, Squamata, Anguidae.
CUCACGGGGCUGAGACGUCAGCUUUGCAUGGCAGCCUCCAGGAAGCGCUGAGGUGCGAGCGGGGCAGGGAAGGAUCAGGCACUACCAAGUUAAUGAAGAGCAAGAGAAGAGCAGAAUAGUGUUUGUGCUCUCCAAGGCUGGGAAAUUUGGGGUUCUGAAGGAAGACUACCCAGGACAGGAGUAUGGCUCCGAAGAUCACUACAGAACUGCUUCGGCAGCUUCGGCAGGCAAUGAGGAACUCCACAUAUGUGCCAGAGCCAAUCCAGGCCUACAUCGUGCCCUCGGGAGAUGCGCAUCAGAGUGAGUACAUUGCACCUUGUGAUUGCCGAAGAGAGUUCAUCUGUGGGUUUGAUGGCUCAGCAGGAACCGCCAUUGUAACGGAGCAAGAUGCAGCCAUGUGGACAGACGGACGCUAUUUUCUGCAGGCUGCUCAGCAAAUGGAUCCCAACUGGACACUCAUGAAAAUGGGUCUAAAGGACACUCCCACGCAGGAGGACUGGCUUGUGAGUGUUCUCCCCGAGGGUUCCAAAGUUGGAGUGGAUCCAUUCAUCAUUCCAGCAGAUCAAUGGAAGAGGAUGUCCAAAGUGCUGAAAAGUGCUGGCCAUGCUCUUGUGCCGGUCAAAGACAAUCUCAUCGAUGCCGUAUGGGCGGCUCGACUGCCACGGCCUUGCAAACCCCUGAUGACACUGGGCCUGAGCUACACAGGGGUAAGCUGGAAAGACAAGAUCACCGCUCUGCGGGGGAAAAUGGCUGAGAGGAAGGCUCCCUGGUUUGUGGUGACAGCCUUGGACGAAGUGGCUUGGCUCUUUAAUCUCAGAGGCUCUGACGUUGAAUACAAUCCAGUGUUUUUUGCGUAUGCCAUCAUAGGGACCAAUACGAUCAGGUUGUUUAUCGACGGCAAUCGCAUGGCAGACCCCGAAGUGAGAGCACAUCUGUCGCUGGAUUCUGCUCAGGACACUGACUCGAGCAUCCAAGUGCUGCCAUACGACUCCAUCCUGACGGUUCUGAAAUCCAUCUGCGACAGCCUGUCUCCUCACGAGAAGGUUUGGCUCAGUGACAAAGCCAGCUAUGCCCUGACCCAGGCUAUCCCCAAGGACCACCGUUACCUCAGCCCUUACACUCCCAUCUGUAUUGCAAAAGCUGUGAAGAAUGCGUCGGAGGCAGAUGGCAUGAGGAAGGCUCAUAUUAAGGAUGCUGUCGCUCUGUGUGAACUAUUUAAUUGGCUGGAGAAGGAGGUUUCCAAAGGCAACAUUACUGAAAUAACAGCUGCAGAUAAAGCAGAGGAGUUCCGUAGCCAGCAAGAGAACUUCGUUGACUUGAGCUUUGCGACCAUUUCAAGUACGGGCCCAAAUGGUGCUAUCAUUCACUACAAGCCUGCUCCUGAGACAAACAGGACUUUGUCCCUGCAUGAGAUCUACCUCCUGGAUUCUGGUGCUCAGUACAAAGAUGGAACCACAGAUGUGACAAGGACUAUGCAUUUUGGCGCCCCAUCAGCAUAUGAAAAGGAGUGUUUUACCUAUGUGCUGAAGGGCCACAUAGCUGUCAGUGCAGCGGUAUUCCCCAAUGGGACCAAAGGUCACCUCCUGGACUCGUUUGCCCGGUCUGCACUGUGGGAUCAAGGCCUAGAUUACCUGCAUGGCACAGGACAUGGAGUUGGCGCUUUCCUAAAUGUCCAUGAAGGUCCAUGUGGCAUUAGCUAUAAAACCUUUGCAGAUGAACCUCUGGAAGCUGGGAUGAUAGUUUCUGAUGAACCUGGUUAUUAUGAGGAUGGCUCUUUUGGGAUCCGAAUAGAAAACGUUGUCAUUGUAAUUCCUGCUAAAACGAAGUAUAACUUCAGUAACAGAGGGAGUUUGACUUUUGAACCUUUGACCCUGGUUCCGAUCCAGACCAAAAUGAUACAUGUUCCUUUGCUGACUCAAAAAGAGUGCGACUGGGUGAAUGACUACCACAGAAAAUGCAGAGAAGUGGUCGGGGCAGAACUCGAACGACAAGGACGCCAUGAAGCUCUCCAGUGGCUCAUUAGGGAAACGGAGCCAAUCUCCAAAAUACAUUAACAGCAGUGUUCGGGUCUCUUUUUAAGUAAUUCCUUUUUGAAAUUGCAAGCACAGGACUGGUUCAGCUUUACAAUAUUAUACUUGGUACCAUGCCGGAGGGUGCAGGGCUGGGGGAGAAUGUGAAAAUACUUUCAUAACGAUCUGGAGAAAUAGAAGAGACAGUAGGGCCAGGGGAGGGGGAGAAAUUUCGAGGGAGGAUUUCUUCCCUCGGGACUCUUUCUCGAUAAUGAACAAAAAUAAAAUCAGAGCUAUGAAAACGACGUAUUUACAUCAGCCUUCCCCAACCUGGCACCCGCCAGAUGUUUUGGACUACAAUUCCCAUCUGCCCCAGCCAGCAUGGCCAGGUUUGGGAAAGCUGCUUUAUGGAGAGAGGGUGGGUCAGUGGGGAAGGACACCUGGUCACCGUUCAAAUUCACUGAUUCAGGUGAUUGGAUUCCAUUGUUUUAUGCGAACUUCACGCCUGACCAAACUAGCUGGGAGUUGGAGAACCUAUUAUGGUAUAAGUUGAUCCUGCCAAGUGAUAACAGAAGAGUGUUUCUGUGCAUAGGGUGCAGAUGUGUGGUAAAAUAGUCAUCCGUAUGGAAUCUAGGUGUCAUCACGACCAUCCAUUGAGAGGUUUCGAAGACUUGCUUUUUUGCAUUCCACGCUGUUUAAGAAAUGCAGCUGGGAGUGAGUUCACGUGGGCGUGUUUAUCAUUUGGAGACUGCACCAUCAAGUGGUACCUUGCAUCUCUGAAACAUCCAUCACACAUCAAACACCCACACGGCACAGUCCUGUGCAUGUCUACUUUGAAGUAAGUCCCACUGUGUUCAAUGGGUCUUACUCCCAAAAGGAUUGCAGCCACAGCGAAGAGCAUUCAGAUUGCCUCGUGUCAUUUCUACUUCUCACCCUUAGACAAAAUGAUUUUCAAUGGAUGCAGUUCACAAGUGCAGCUGUGUGUCAAAGAGCAAUAAGUCACGGAAAGGGGUGCUUGUUUCUGUGCACUGGCCCUGACUUCGUAACUUGCUUCUUGUGAAAUUGUUUUGGACCUAUGUAUGAAUACCUGCCUUAUUAAAGCGUGCAAUGUAACACAAAAUGA